This is a messenger RNA of Coregonus sp. 'balchen', 20787 nucleotides long. The record is from the annotation of a GenBank genome assembly. NCBI's taxonomy places the organism in Eukaryota, Metazoa, Chordata, Actinopteri, Salmoniformes, Salmonidae.
GAACUCCGGGCCCGCUGCUGUUCGCCUAUUGGUGCUGACCUGCCGCUGCAUACAUGUCAAAUUAGCAUCGUUGCGCUAGCUAUUCAGGGACGUCUCUGGCGGCGGACUGCUGUGACCGUGGCAGACCAGGAUCGGAGCUUAGUGCAGAGCUUAGUGCAGUAAGUGGCUGGAUACCUUUAUAACACGUGUUUCCACAUGUUGGAUUUGAUAUCACUUAUUUUAGAGUCGUGCAUCAGGUUUGGAUGGUCAACGGGGGAUGUGGGAGGGGGGGCAACUAGAUGACUGAAUCUGAGGAUGUGGCACGCAGAAAGCUAGGGCUGUAGUUGAAACAGGGGCGCACAGCUGGGCUGAAACAGAUGCUUUGAGUAAUAGCCUAUUAGCAGAGAUAUUACAUGUCUUUGGGCGUUUGCACGGUGUUGGACGUUGACUCUGUAUCCAGAUGUAACGGUCUAUAUGCAGCGAUUUGCUCCAGAUCAAGCUGGUCUGCGUCGGUUGAUAAAUUUUUCCGAUCCAGCCAAUGGUAGGGCAUUUGCACGGUCGGUUCAUCUGACAAAAUGGUGAGAAAUAUUGUAGGCUAUGUUUCACUGAGCCACUCUCAAACCAGAGCUGGCUGGUUCUUGCACAAUGUUAUCCAGCUGUGUGACUAGCCUAUGCUAUGGGAAAUCCCAUUGUAGCAUAAGACAAAUGUUACAAUGUAGUUAAUAUGGGUUAAUAUGUAGCCAUUGAGGCCAGUGAUUGGUGAAAACGUGGGGCUGGAAGAGCGGUCUAAGAGAACCGUCCCUUGUCAAGAGUUCAGAUUUUAUAAUGGCUUAACCAAGAUGAUCAAAUCAAUGCUGCCGUUGUAUUAGGCCUUCAGCCUAUUGUUGCAUUGGAUUUGACCCACAGGCAGUCUGACUGAUUGCCAUUUUGUCAGAGGAUGACAUUUAUAACAACUGUUGUUGUUUGUGAGUGACCAACAAGUCCUAUUUGCUACAGACUGAUGUGUUUGUGUGAGAGAGACCGCGAUAAGGGGGCACCCAUCAGUCGUGCUUAUGCAAUGAGUUAUUAUGGCCUGUAUCCAUUGAAUUGAGUUAUCUCGUGAGAACCCCAUGAGCCUUAAUUCAAUUUAAAGAGACACUAGCGUCUCUCAUAGACAUCAUACAGCCGCCAGCCCGAGUCUACGGAAUACCUGUGUUUUAUUGUUACUCCUGCACCAGCCAUCUUUGGUGCAAUUUCAUCAUCCAGUAGUAGACCAGCUACACAAAUAACUUUGCAGUUUCUCACAUAACGGGUUACAGACAGAGACAUGCGUUUCAAAAUGUCCCCUGUUACAUCUGCAGCAAACUGGAACCGGAUGGAUAAAACACUGGAUCCAUUGUAACAACGGGUUAAUGGAAUCCAGUUCAGACUGGGUUACAUUGUAUCUCGGGAAUGUCGUGCAUAUUGUUCCUCUCUGUGAUUAAAAACAAACAUGAAAUCCAUUUGAUAGGAAAUAAAAAAUGCAGUAGCAUGGCUUUAGUGCAGAAGUUCUCAAAUGAAAGGGAUUUUCUCCAGAACCUUUCUCUGUUCUGCCACACAUACCCAGCCCUAUGUGGUGCUAGACAAUGUGUGGUCUUUCUUGCCUUGUCUAGGCUAGGAUAUAUUAUUUUAACAUAGCCUACUGUAGUCUAAUGUAGUUUAAAUGAGCUUUUAAGCAUUUUUUAAUUGACUUGCCCAUAUAAAUAUAGCCUAUGUUGAUUAGGCCUAAUUAGAUUAGAAUGAAGAUGAGUGAUAGCCUAUCAACCUGUGUCUAUGAGUAGGAUGUUAAAACACAAUUCAUCCAUUCAUCUAGCCAGCCACACAAUUCAUCCAUUCAUCUAGCCAGCCAGCCAGCCACACAAUUCAUCCAUUCAUCUAGCCAGCCAGCCACACAAUUCAUCCAUUCAUCUAGAACAGCCAGCCGCACAAUUCAUCCAUUCAUCUAGCCAACCACACAAUUCAUCCAUUCAUCUAGCCAGCCAACCACACAAUUCAUCCAUUCAUCUAGCCAGCCAGCCACACAAUUCAUCCACUCAUCUAGCCAGCCAACCACACAAUUCAUCCAUUCAUCUAGCCAGCCAACCACACAAUUCAUCCAUUCAUCUAGCCAGCCAACCACACAAUUCAUUCAUCUAGCCAGCCAGCAACACAAUCAUCCAUUCAUCUAGAAAGCCAGCCGCACAAUUCAUCCAUUCAUCUAGCCAACCACACCAAUUCAUCCAUUCAUCUAGCCAGCCAACCACACAAUUCAUCAAUCAUCUAGCCAGCCAGCCACACAAUUCAUCCACUCAUCUAGCCAGCCAACCACACAAUUCAUCCAUUCAUCUAGCCAGCCAACCACACAAUUCAUCCAUUCAUCUAGCCAGCCAACCACACAAUUCAUCCAUUCAUCUAGCCAGCCAACCACACAAUUCAUCCAUUCAUCUAGCCAGCCAGCCACACAAUUCAUCCACUCAUCUAGCCAGCCAACCACACAAUUCAUCCAUUCAUCUAGCCAGCCAACCACACAAUUCAUCCAUUCAUCUAGCCAACCACACAAUUCAUCCAUUCAUCUAGCCAGCCAACCACACAAUUCAUCCAUUCAUCUAGCCAGCAACCACACAAUUCAUCAUUCAUCUAGCCAGCCCAACCACACAAUUAUCCAUUCAUCUAUGUAGCAUCCACCAACAUUUCCAUUAUUAGCCAGCCAGCACCAAUCAUCCACUCUCACCCACCCACAUGUCUCCAUUCUUAGCGCCAAAUUAUUUCAUCUCCAGACCACGCAUCAUCUUCUUGUUUCGAGAGAUGUGAGGUGUGAGGGCACUGGUUGUGGGUUUGGGGUUUGAGAGACUCCUCGACCCGGCCACUGGUCUGUGGUUGUGGGGAUGUGAGACUCCUCGACUCCGUCCACUGGUCUGUGGUUGUGGGGAUGUGAGGUUCCUCGACCCGGCCACUGGUCUGUGGUUGUGGGGAUGUGAGGUUCCUCGACUCCGUCCACUGGUCUGUGGUUGUGGGGAUGUGAGACUCCUCGACUCCGUCCACUGGUCUGUGGUUGUGGGGAUGUGAGGUUCCUCGACUCCGUCCACUGGUCUGUGGUUGUGGGGAUGUGAGGUUCCUUGACCCGGCCACUGGUCUGUGGUUGUGGGGAUGAGAGGUUCCUCGACUCCGUCCACUGGUCUGUGGUUGUGGGGAUGUGAGAUCCUCGACUCCGUCCACUGGUCUGUGGUUGUGGGGAUGUGAGGUUCAGGACAAUUUAGCGCUUCAAAACCCCUGUGUCAGGUCAGCCAGGCCAUCUCCAUAGCAACAUUAUACUGAAUCAGCUAUCCUAUUUUGUGAUAACAUAAGAGACGUUACCUAGUAAGGUGUGAUUUCUGGCUGAUGUGUGAGUAAUACAGGCCUAUAGAAUGUGUAAUCAACUCAACAAUGUGUGUGUGGUUGAGGGACUACGUCUACUCUAGUCUCAGAAUUAAAUAGAAUUACUGGAAUGCUGUUUCAGGGUUCGUCUUGUCCCAGGAAAUACAAUAGUCAAGGCCUCUAGUUUUGCUUUUUCGUGUUUUGUGUUGCAUUAUCCCCCUUGUCUCUAACUCGUAACGUAAUGCUGUUUAGAACUGUGCCUGUGAGUGCCACACUUUUGGGAACUAAUCUUGUGGAAAGAAACGUAUCGUAGGGACACCUUAUUACAGUUUUCCCAAAGUUUUUAUUCAGGGGGAUGUUAUGAAUUUCACCGCCUCUGACAAUAGCUAGGAUAAUUUAUGAAUUUUGGUCGAGCGCGGGUAGAUAAAUCAGCUGGGGCAAUAUAAUUAAUCUGUGUUAUGAAUGUUUUACAGGGUAGAUAAACAAGGACAAAAUAAUGAAUCUUUGCUAUUAAAAUGUUGUUGUGUCCUUUCAGAUAACCAUGACGACAGAAAUCUCCACCUCCAUAAACAUCAAGGAGCCUCGAUGGGACCAAGGGACGUUUAUGGGCCGGGCCAAACACUUCUUCACCGUUACCGACCCCCGCAACAUCCUGCUCACCAAUGAACAAUUAGAGAAUGCACACAAGGUCAUCAGUGACUACCGGUAGUGUAUUCUGAGCCUGGUUCUCCUUAGUUCUCCUUGGUUCUGGUUCCUCUUGGUGCUCCUUAGUUAUCCUUGGUUCUGGUUCUCCCUAGUUCUCCUUGGUUCUGGUUCCUCCUGGUUCUCCCUAGUUCUCCUUGGUUCUGGUUCCUCCUGGUUCUCCCUAGUUUUCCUUGGUUCUGAUUCCUCCUGGUUCUCCCUAGUUCUCCUUGGUUCUGGUUCUUCCUGGUUCUCCCUAGUUCUCCUUGGUUCUGGUUCCUCCUGGUUCUCCCUAGUUCUCCAAGGUUCUGGUUCCUCCUGGUUCUCCCUAGUUCUCCAAGGUUCUGGUUCCUCCUGGUUCUCCCUAGUUCUCCAAGGUUCUGGUUCCUCCUGGUUCUGCUGUAUGGAAACAACCUAUAACUGAGCUGAGAGCUCCUGUUAGAAUUGGCCUCAGGCUUAUUGGCAUAGGUCUAGAAUCAGUUUACCCUUAAUUAACUCUUGAUUAACCAGAAAGGCUGCAAAUGGUUGCAUUCUAUGAUGCAACAUUGAAUACAAUGAACAAUGUGGCUAGGGAAGAGACUGAAGGCUUCUACACUGAUGCAUUUGGGACCAUGUUUAUCAAAUACAGGUUGUGUGCAACUCACAGAGUUGUGUUGGUACUAAGUAAACAGGCUCAGCUAAUCACUUUGUCUUUGUCUUUGAACCCCCCCCCCCCUCUCCCCCCUCUCCCCCCUCUCCCCCCCAGGCAAGGUGUGAUGUCCCCCGGGCUGACAGAGGACGAGCUAUGGAAAGCCAAGUACAUCUUCGACUCCGCUUUCCACCCAGACACCGGAGAGAAGAUGAUCCUGAUUGGCCGCAUGUCGGCUCAGGUCCCCAUGAACAUGACCAUCACUGGCUGUAUGAUGACCUUCUACAAGUGAGCAGCAGUGUUCUAUUAGAAUGAUAGAGUGUUAUAAGACUGUUCUAUUAGAAUGAUAGAGUGUUAUAAGACUGUUAAUAAUAAUAAUAAUAAUAUGCCAUUUAGCAGACGCUUUUAUCCAAAGCGACUUACAGUCAUGCGUGCAUACACUUUUUUUUUUGUGUAUGGGUGGUCCCGGGGAUCGAACCCACUACCUUGGCGUUACAAGCGCCGUGCUCUACCAGCUGAGCUACAGAGGACCACCUGUCUGUUCUAUUUGAAUGAUAGUGUUACAGUGAGGGAAAAAAGUAUUUGAUCCCUUGCUGAUUUUGUACGUUUGAUCACUGACAAAGACAUGAUCAGUCUAUAAUUUUAAUAGUAGGUUUAUUUGAACAGUGUGAGACAGAAUAACAACAAAAAAAUCCAGAAAAACGCAUGUCAAAAAUGUUAUAAAUUGAUUUGCAUUUUAAUGAGGGAAAUAAGUAUUUGACCCCUCUUCAAAACAUGCCUUAGUACUUGGUGGCAAAACCCUUGUUGGCAAUCACAGAGGUCAGACGUUUCUUGUAGUUGGCCACUAGGUUUGCACACUUCUCAGGAGGGAUUUUGUUCCACUCCUCUUUGCAGAUCUUCUCCAAGUCAUUAAGGUUUCGAGGCUGACGUUUGGCAACUCAAACCUUCAGCUCCCUCCACAGAUUUUCUAUGGGAUUAAGGUCUGGAGACUGGCUAGGCCACUCCAGGACCUUAAUGUACUUCUUCUUGAGCCACUCCUUUGUUGCCUUGGCCGUGUGUUUUGGGUCAUUGUCAUGCUGGAAAACCCAUCCAUGACCCAUUUUCAAUGCCCUGGCUAAGGGAAGGAGGUUCUCACCAAAGAUUUGACGGUACAUGGCCCCGUCCAUCGUCCCUUUGAUGCGGUGAAGUUGUCCUGUCCCCUUAGCAGAAAAACACCCCCAAAGCAUAAUGUUUCCACCUCCAUGUUUGACGGUGGGGAUGGUGUUCUUGGGGUCAUAGGCAGCAUUCCUCCUCCUCCAAACACGGCGAGUUGAGUUGAUGGCAAAGAGGUCGAGUUUGGUCUCAUCUGACCACAACACUUUCACCCAGUUCUCCUCUGAAUCAUUCAGACGGGCAUGUAUAUGUGCUUUCUUGAGCAGGGGGACCUUGCGGGCGCUGCAGGAUUUCAGUCCUUCACGGCGUAGUGUGUUACCAAUUGUUUUCUUGGUGACUAUGGUCCCAGCUGCCUUGAGAUCAUUGACAAGAUCCUCCCGUGUAGUUCUGGGCUGAUUCCUCACAGUUCUCAUGAUCAUUGCAACUCCUCGAGGUGAGAUCAUGGAGCCCCAGGCCGAGGGAGAUUGACAGUUAUUUUGUGUUUCUUCCAUUUGCGAAUAAUCACACCAACUGUUGUCACCUUCUCACCAAGCUGCUUGGCGAUGGUCUUGUAGCCCAUUCCAGCCUUGUGUAGGUCUACAAUCUUGUCCCUGACAUCCUUGGAUAGCUCUUUGGUCUUGGCCAUGGUGGAGAGUUUGGAAUCUGAUUGAUUGAUUGCUUCUGUGGACAGGUGUCUUUUAUACAGGUAACAAGCUGAGAUUAGGAGCGCUCCCUUUAAGAGUAUGCUCCUAAUCUCAAAUCGUUACCUGUAUGAAAGACACCUGGAAGCCAGAAAUCUUUCUGAUUGAGAGGGGGUCAAAUACUUAUUUCCCUCAUUAAAAUGCAAAUCAAUUUAUAACAUUUUCGACAUGCGUUUUUCUGGAUUUUGUUGUUAUUCUGUCUCUCACUGUUCAAAUAAACCUACCAUUAAAAUUAUAGACUGAUCAUUUCUUUGUCAGUGGGCAAACGUACAAAAUCAGCAGGGGAUCAAAUAUUUUUUUCCCUCACUGUAUAAGACUUCUAUUAGAAUGAUAGUGUUAAAAGACGGUUCUAUUAGAAUGAUAGACUGUUCUAUUAUUAUGAUAUAUGGAAAUGUCUGCUCUAUCCAAAAUUACAACCAACUAAUUGCAGUAUUACCGCAAAAAUGGAAGAAGCAAGUGGAAGGGGGAGAAAGUAAGGAACUUGUCUGUCAGCCCUGCAUUAAAGACUAAAAUUGGUUAAAGAAAAUUGUGAUAAAUAAAAAAAGUAUACCAGUUUCAUUUAAGGACCAAAAAAUGGACAGCUGUGCCAUACAGAUUGCAAAACAGUUGGGAAGAUAUUUUCGAUGUACCGAUUCCAUGGCACAUGGUUUAUGAACUGAUACACAAAACGACGCCAGAUUCAAAAUGUAGAGUUUUUCAAUUUAAAUUAUUAUACAAAAUUCUUGCAACCAAUACAAUGUUAUCUAUAUAUAUAUAUAUGGGGGAUACAACCAUCCCAGCUCUACAGAUUUUGCUGCAAAGAGACAGAAUCAUUAGAUCAUUUGUUUUGGUACUGUCCAUUUGUAGCUUGUUUUUGGUCACAGGUCCAGGAAUGGCAGAAGAAUUCCAAUAUUUACCUGGAGCUAACUCCGCAGAUAGCACUGCUGAGUGAUUUGAAAAGUCAAAGUCAAUCAAUCCAUAAAAUAAUAAUACUUUUAGCAAAAAAAUUGUAUAUUUAAUUAACAAUCUGUGGAAACUAUGAAAAUAGAAAGGUUCAGGACUUUUGUAAAACAUCACAGCACAGUUAAAAAAUAUAUGGCAAAAAAAAAGACUUCUAUUAGAAUAAUAGUGUUAUAAGACUGUUCUAUUAGAAUGAUAGUGUUAUGAGACUGUUCUAUUAGAAUGAUAGUGUUAUAAGACUUCUAUUAGAAUGAUAGUGUUAUAAGACUUCUAUUAGAAUGACAGUGUUAUGAGACUGUUCUAUUACAAUGACAGUGUUAUGAGACUGUUCUAUUAGGAUGAUAGUGUUAUAAGACUGUUCUAUUAGAAUGAUAGUGUUAUGAGACUGUUCUAUUAGAAUGAUAGUGUUAUGAGACUGUUCUAUUAGAAUGAUAGUGUUAUAAGACUUCUAUUAGAAUGAUAGUGUUAUAAGACUUCUAUUAGAAUGACAGUGUUAUGAGACUGUUCUAUUACAAUGACAGUGUUAUGAGACUGUUCUAUUAGGAUGAUAGUGUUAUAAGACUGUUCUAUUAGAAUGAUAGUGUUAUGAGACUGUUCUAUUAGAAUGAUAGUGUUAUGAGACUGUUCUAUUAGAAUUAUAGUGUUAUGAGACUGUUCUAUUAGAAUGAUAGUGUUAUGAGACUGUUCUAUUAGAAUGAUAGUGUUAUGAGACUGUUCUAUUAGAAUGAUAGUGUUAUGAGACUGUUCUAUUAGAAUGAUAGUGUUAUGAGACUGUUCUAUUAGAAUGAUAGUGUUAUAAGACUUCUAUUAGAAUGAUAGUGUUAUAAGACUUCUAUUAGAAUGACAGUGUUAUGAGACUGUUCUAUUACAAUGACAGUGUUAUGAGACUGUUCUAUUAGGAUGAUAGUGUUAUGAGACUGUUCUAUUAGGAUGAUAGUGUUAUGAGACUGUUCUAUUAGGAUGAUAGUGUUGUGAGACUGUUCUAUUAGAAUGAUAGUGUUAUGAGACUGUUCUAUUAGAAUGAUAGUGUUAUGAGACUGUUCUAUUAGAAUGAUAGUGUUAUGAGACUGUUCUAUUAGAAUGAUAGUGUUAUAAGACUGUUCUAUUAUAAUUAUAGUGUUAUGAGACUGUUCUAUUAGAAUUAUAGUGUUAUGAGACUGUUCUAUUAGAAUGAUAGUGUUAUAAGACUGUUCUAUUAGGAUGAUAGUGUUAUGAGACUGUUCUAUUAGAAUGAUAGUGUUAUGAGACUGUUCUAUUAGGAUGAUAGUGUUAUAAUAAUCUGUUCUACUACAGGAUGUGAUAGAAAGGGAAAUCGGGUCAUUCCAUGUGUCACUGAUAGUUCAUACUGUAGCUGGUGGGUAAUGCAGGCAGAGUACCAGUAAGAUUUUGACACCAAAAGGAUGUAACGUUCUCAUCAUUCAUUCUCAUCAAUCAAAACAGGGUUGCAGUGUUUUUGAGAUGAGUGUAAUUGAGAAGAUGGGUAGAUCAGUGGUUGUGUGAUGUGGUGUCACUGCUAUGCCUGCUAUUACCUGAUGGCUUCCCAUCUCUCUCUGAUAUCUCUCUAUACUCCCUUGUUUUGUACACAAAGAAAUCCCCAUUUGUCAGGGUUAGGUGCUUUAUCUUAUUAAUUGUCAUCUCUCUCUCUCUCUCUCUCUCUCGCUCAAUUCAAUUACAUUUUACAAUUCAAUUCAAUUCAAGGGCCUUCAUUGACAUGGGAAACAUAUGUUUACAUUGCCAAAGCAAGUGAAGUAGAUAAUAAACAAAAGUGAAAUAAACAAUAAAUAUUAACAGUAAACAUUACACUCAGAAGUUCCAAAAGAAUAAAGACAUUUCAAAUGUCAUUAUGUAUAUAUACAGUGUUGUAACAAUGUGCAAAUAGUUAAAGUACAAAAAGGGAAAAUAAAUUAACAUAAAUAUGGGUUGUAUUUACAAUGGUGUUUGUUCUUCACUGGUUGCCCUUUUCUUGUGGCAACAGGUCACAAAUCUUGCUGCUGUGAUGGCACACUGUGGUAUUUCACCCAAUAGAGAUAGGAGUUUAUCAAAAUUGGAUUUGUUUUCGAAUUCUUUGUGGGUCUGUGUAAUCUGAGGGAAAUAUGUGUCUCUAAUAUGGUCAUACAUUUGGCAAGAAGUUAGGAAGUGCAGCUCAGUUUCCACCUCAUUUUGUGGGCAGUGUGCACAUAGCCUGUCUUCUCUUGAGAGCCAGGUCUGCCUACGGGGUCAAAUACUUAUUUCCCUCAUUAAAAUGCAAAUCAAUUUAUAACAUUUUAGACAUGCGUUUUUCUGGAUUAUUUUGUUGUUAUUCUGUCUCUCACUGUUCAAAUAAAUCUACCAUUAAAAUUAUAGACUGAUCAUGUCUUUGUCAGUGGGCAAACGUACAAAAUCAGCAGGGGAUCAAAUACUUUUUUCCCUCACUGUAUAUAUGUUGAAGAGGGUGGGGCUUAAGCUGCAUCCCUGUCUCACCCCACAGCCCUGUGGAAAGAAAUGUGUGUUUCUUGCCAAUUUUAACCGCACACUUUUUAUAAUGUCGUAUGUUUUUCUCCCAACACCACUUUCCAUCAAUUUGUAUAGCAGACCCUCAUGCCAAAUUGAGUCAAAAGCUUUUUUGAAAUCAACAAAGCAUGAGAAGACUUUGCUUUUGUUUUGUUUGUUUGUCAGUUAGGGUGUGCAGGGUGAAUACGUGGUCUGUCAUACAGUAAUUUGGUAAAAAGCCAUUUUGACAUUUGCUCAGUACAUUGUUUUCACUGAGGAAAUGUACAAGUCUGCUGUUAAUGAUAAUGCAGAGGAUUUUCUCAAGGUUCCUGUUGACGCAUAUCCCAUGGUAGUUAUUGUGGUCAAAACCCCAAUCCACAAAAGUGGAGACAGAUAUAAGUCCUUGGUUCCAAAUAUUGGCGAAGAUGCCAGAGCUGAGGAUGAUGUUAAAAAGUUUAAGUAUAGCCAAUUGGAAUUUGUGGUCUGUAUUUUUUUAUCAUUUCAUGUAGGAUACCAUCAACACCACAGGCCUUUUUGGGUUGGAGGGUUUGUAUUUUGUCCAGUAGUUAAUUCAAUGUAAUUGGAGAAUCCAGUGGGUUCUGGUCGUCUUUAAUAGUUGAUUCUAAGAUUUGUAAUUGAUCAUGUAUAUGUUUUUGCUGUUUGUUCUUUGUUAUACAGCCAAAAAGAUAGGAGAAGUGUUUUAUCCACACAUCUCCGUUUAGGAUAGAUAACUCUUUGUGUUGUUUUUGUUUGUUUAUUGUGUUCCAAUUUUCCCAGAAGUGGUUAGAGUCUAUGGAUUCUUCAAUUACAUUGAGUUGAUUUCUGACAUGAUGUUCCUUCUUUUUCCGUAGUGUAUUUCUGUAUUGUUUUAGUGAUUCACCAUAGUGAAGGCGUAGGCUCAGAUUUUCUGGGUCUCUAUGUUUUUGGUUGGAUAGGUUUCUCAAUUUCUUUCUUAGGUUUUUGCAUUUUUUAUCAAACCAUUUGUCAUUGUUGUUAAUUUUCUUAGGUUGUCUGCUUGACAUUUUUAGAUUUGAUAGGGAAGCUAAAAUGUCAAAUAUACUGUUUAGGCUAACUACUGCCAAGUUUACACCUUCACUAUUACAGUGAAAUGUUUUGUCCAGGAAGUUGUCUUAAAGGGAUUGAAUUUGUUGUUGCCUAAUUGUUUUUUGGUAGGUUUCUACACUACUUUCCUUCCAUCUAUAGCAUUUCUUAAUAUUGUGCAGUACCUUUGGCUUUGACGCCUCAUGAUUGAGUAUUGCUCUGUUCAGGUAGACUGUGAUUUUGCUGUGAUCUGAUAGGUGUGUCAGUAGGCUGACUGUGAACGCUCUGAGAGACUCUGGGUUGAGGUCAGUGAUAAAGUAAUCUACAGUACUACAGCCAAGGGAUGAGCUAUAGGUGUACCUACCAUAGGAGUCCCCUCUAAGCCUACCAUUGACUAUGUACAUACCCAGCGUGCGACAGAGCUGCAGGAGUUAUGACCCAUUUUUGUUGGUUGUUUUGUCAUAGUUGUGUCUAGGGGGGCAUAUUUGGGAGGGAAUGCUGUCACCUCCAGGUAGGUGUUUGUCCCCCUGUGUGCUGAGAGUGUCAGGUUCUUGUCCAGUUCUGGCAUUUAGGUUGCCACAGACUAGUACAUGUCCCUGGGCCUGGAAAUGGUUGAUCUCCCCCUCUAGGAUGGAGAAGCUGUCAUCGUUCAAGUAUGGGGAUUCUAGUGGGGGGAUAUAGGUAGCACACAUGAGGAAAUUUUUCUCUGUUGAGAUCAUUUCCUUUAUUAAUUUCUAGCCAAAUGUAAAAUGUUCCUGUUUUGACUAAUUUAAUAGAGUGGGUUAGGUCUGCUCUAAUACCAAAUUAGCAUACCUCCUGAGUCUCUUCCCGGUUUCACACCUGGUAGUUUGGUGGAUGGGACUACCAGCUCUCUGUAACCUAGAGGGCAACCAGUGGGUCCGUCUCCUCUAUACCAUGUUUCUUGUAGGAUGACAGUCUGUAUUUCCAAUGUAUUUUAUGAAGUCUGGGUUCCUGCUCAUUAGGCCAAAGGCAGAUGACCUCAGACCUUGUAUAUUCCAGGAUGAAAUCGUAAAAGCUUUGUGUUCCAUAGUGUCUCUAUCUCUCUCUCUCUCUCUCUCUCGCUCUCUCUCUCUCUCUCUCUCUCUCUCUCUCUCUCUCUCGCUCUCUCUCUCUCUCUCUCUCUCUCCCUCUCCUCAGGACAACUCCAGCCGUAGUCUUAUGGCAGUGGAUCAAUCAGUCCUUCAAUGCAAUAGUCAACUACACCAAUAGGAGUGGAGAUGCUCCUCUCUCAGUCAAGUAAGUUGGUGUUAUAGUUUCUAUAUCAGGGCUAUUUAACUACUGUAUAUUCUUACAGGGGCCAGAUGAAAAAAAGGUUUGAUUGCAUGGGGGCCGGACAUUUUCCAUGUGUGAUUAUUCUUCAGAAGAACUGUAUAAAAAAGCAACGCACCAAUAAAUAACUUUUCUUUAAAUUAAAUGUUGAUAAAAGUAAUUAGGAAAUAAAUGGAGGGCGCUCAACCAAGUCGAGGUGGCAACCAAAACAUUUGAUAAUCAUUGAAAAGGAAAAGGCACAAAGCUCACCAUUUUUAUUUAUUUAAACAACUAUUAAAAGCAUCUUAAAAGUACAGCCUCCACUUUUCUGUGAAGGCUUUCCACUAGAUGUUGGAACAUUGCUGAGGGGACUUCCUUCCAUUCAGCCACAAGAGCAUUUGUGAGUUCGGGCACUGAUGUUGGACAAUUAGGCCUGGCUCGCAGUCGGCGUUCCAAUUCCUCCCAAAGGUGUUCGAUAGGGUUGAGGUCAGGGCUCUGUGCAAGCCAGUCAAGUUCUUCCACACCGAUCUCGACAAACCAUUUCUGUAUGCACCUCGCUUUAUGCACGGGGUCAUUGUCAUGCUGAAACAGGAAAGGGCCUUCUCCAAACUGUUGCCACAAAGUUGGAAGCACAGAAUCGUCUAGAAUGUCAUUGUAUGCUGUAGCGUUAAGAUUUCCCUUCACUAGAACUAAGGGGCCUAGCCCGAACCAUGGCAUUGCGAAUGGUAAUCUUAAGAUUGUGUGCGGCUGCUUGGCCAUGGAAAAGCAUUUCAUGAAGCUCCCAACUAACAGUUAUUGUGCUGACGUUGCUCCCAGAGGCAGUUUGGAACUCGGUAGUGAGGUUUGCAACCGAGGACAGACAAUUUUUACGUGCUACGCGCUUCAGCACUUGGUCCCGUUCUGUGAACUUGUGUGGCCUACCACUUCGCGGCUGAGCCUUUGUUGCUCCUAGACGUUUCCACUUCACAAUAACAGCACUUACAGUUGACGGGGGCAGCUCUAGCAGGGCAGAAAUGUAACAAACUGACUUGUUGGAAAGGUGGCAUCCUAUGAGCUCUUCAGUACUGGCCAUUCUACUGCCAAUAUUUGUCAAUGGAGAUUGCAUGGCUGUGUGCUCGAUUUUAUACACAUGUCAGCAACGGGUGUGGCUGAAAUAGCAGAAUCAACUAAUUUGAAUGGGUGUCCACAUACUUUUGUAUAUAUAGUGUGUGUCAAAUCAGGUAAUGCCAAAUUCUAGUCAGAAAUGUCCCUCAGUCAUUAGGUGUUUUUUUGUCACCCUCCCUUCUAACGAGGGGAAAACAGCAGGUCCGUGUUCCUAAGAGUCAUAGCUUUCAGGAAUGGGCUCAGAAUAUUUUGUAGCUUAAGCUGUUCAAACGCUAGAGACAAAUUCAUAUGAAGAAGAAAUCAACAUGCCACAUAGGCGUUAGAAACCACUAGAGACCGCUAGAAACCGCUAGAAACCACACCAUAGACAACCACCAUAGUGCUUGUAAUUUUGGCACUGAACGUCGGAUUUUGGCUGGGAUUUUUUGCAGAUCUUUACUAUGUUGAUUGAAUAAGUGUGCCAGUCAAUAUAACGGCUGGAUUGGCCUGCGGCCGUAGUGAAUAGCCUGUUCUAUAUGUUUUGUUGAUGUGGCCUGAUUUUAGCUGAUGGUGGCCGAGUUUAGCUGAUGGUGCCUAGAGUUUUAGUUCAGGAGUGGCUCAGAUAGUUUUUAGUUAGAUGGUGCCUGUAGUUUUGAGAUGAUGCUGGCCUGUAGUUUAGUAUCAUAUGGUGCCUGUAGUUUUAGUCUAUUUGGCCUUAUUCAGUGAUGGGCACUGUAGUUUUAUUUUGGCAUGAAGUGGCUGUAGUUUUAGUUCUGGGCUGUUUUUUAGUUGAUGGACUGUAAUUUUAGUUGAGUGGCCAUUAUUUUUAUCAUAUGUGCCUGAGUCUUUAGUUCAGGGCCUGUAUUUCAGUUAGUGAUGGCCAUGAGUUUUUUUAUGUGCUUAUUUUACUGUGUGUGGGCCUGUAUUUUUAUCAAGUGGCCUAGUUUUUACGUCAUGCUUCCGAUUUAGCUGAUCGUGGCCUGUAUUUUAUUCCUGGUGCCUGUGUUUACGUGAGGUGGCCUGAUUUUAGUUGUGGGCCUGGUUGUCUAUCAUAUGGUGCUACGCUAGUUUUUUAUAUGGUUGCCGUAGUUUAUAAUGGUGGCCUUAGUUCUAUUAUUGAUGUUGGACUGUGUCUUAGUUCAUGUGGCCGUAGUUUUAGUAUGGUGCCUGUUUUAUAUGUGCUGUUUUUUGUUAUGGUGGCCUGUAGUUUUUAGUUAUGGUGGCCUGUAGUUUUUAGUUAUGGUGGCCUGUAGUUUUUAGUUAUGGUGGCCUGUAGUUUUUAGUUAUGGUGGCCUGUAGUUUUUAGUUCAUGGUGGCCUGUAGUUUUUAGUUCAUGGUGGCCUGUAGUUUUUAGUUCAUGGUGGCCUGUAGUUUUUAGUUGAUGGUGGCCUGUAGUUUUUAGUUCAUGGUGGCCUGUAGUUUUUAGUUGAUGGUGGCCUGUAGUUUUUAGUUCAUGGUGGCCUGUAGUUUUUAGUUCAUGGUGGCCUGUAGUUUUUAGUUCAUGGUGGCCUGUAGUUUUUUGUCUGGUGUGUUUCUGGUACCUAUUAACCCUUUUCAUGUUUUGCGUUUUGGAUAAUAUGUGAAUGAGUAUGAAUAUGUGAAUUGAUGAAUGCAUCUCUCAUUCGCAGUCAGCUUGGCACAGCCUAUGUUUCAGCUACCACAGGGGCAGUAGCCACCGCUCUAGGGCUAAAUGCACUAACAAAGGUAUUAACCCAUAUAAACCCUGUUCCCAUUCAUUCAUUUACCAUCAACCACAUCGCAUGGCAGUGUUAUCAAACCUAGCUACUCACAAGUCAUAUCAUGAGUGGGUUAUCAUGUCCAGAAUAGUUAUCAUGUCCAGAAUAGUUAUCAUGAGUAGUUAUCAUGUCCAGAAUAGUUAUCAUGUCCAGAAUAGUUAUCAUGUCCAGAAUAGUUAUCAUGUCCAGAAUAGUUAUCAUGUCCAGAAUAGUGAAUAGUAACCAUGAAUAGAAGUGAAUAGUAACCAUGAAGUAGUCUACAUAUUUUGCCUGCUGCCUGCUUUGCUGGUUAGUCAAUGUGUUGAAAGAUAAAUAAAAUGUUGUGUAUUUCAUACAGUAUUCCCACUGUGGAACCAAAUGUCACUCAUAAUACCUGUCAUGACAUGCACAAAGAGCUUUCAGCUUUGGAAAAAUAAGCCUUGCCGAAUAAUUCUAUUAGAAUGUAUAGAUCAAUUUCACCCCUGCCUGUCUGUUUACUCCAACCUUUGUUGUUGUCCAGCACAUAUCUCCCCUCGUAGGGAGGUUAGUUCCCUUCGCUGCUGUUGCUGCUGCUAACUGUAUCAACAUCCCUCUCAUGAGGCAACGGUAAGACCAACUAGUCUGUACCUCCUCCUGUUUGAAAAUGUGGCUUUGCAAAUAUGCACUCAGCAUUUUAAGUGGUUUUUAUUCAAAAUUCUCUACUAAAAUGUAAAUGUUUGAAAUGUUAAUUAGGUGUCUCUGUGAUUCCCUCGUUUUUAAAACGCUUAUUUCCAUCUUUCUUUCCACAACUUGGAACGAGGUCUUUCAACAGGAAGCGUCUUUACCGUCAAUGCCAGUUGUUUACCUUCUUCUUCUUCUUCUUCUUCUUCUUCUUCUUCUUCUUCUUCUUCUUCUUCUUCUUCUUCUUCUUCUUCUUCUUCUUCUUCUUCUUCUUCCUCCCAGGGAACUCAAACACGGCAUUCCGAUAACAGACGAGAACGAUAACCGGUUAGGAGAGUCAACGACCGCCGCUAAGCAGGCUAUCUCCCAGGUGGUGGUGUCUAGAAUCCUCAUGGCCUCUCCUGGAAUGGGUAUGUAUUACGUAAUAUGCUUUAGGAGACCCAAUCUGGCAACCCAAUGGGAUCUUUGGCUCCAACCUGGCAACUCAAGAUGAUACAUUGGAAAUGAUAAAAGGUUGAAAUCCACCAUGUUGUCAAGUGAAAUAUAAUGUUUGAUUAUGAUGUAUGAAUAAACGUUUAUAAAGGAUUAACAUUUUAUUUCACUAUUUUGUUUUCAGCUAUCCCUCCAUUUUUAAUGAACACCUUGGAAAAGAAAGCCUUCCUGAAGGUAUUAUUCACACCAUUUUAUCAUUUUAUUUGUUCACGUAUGAUGUAUUGUAUAUUCACUUACUUUCUCAUAUUAAUGAUGGCAGUCAGCCUUACUUUUUCAUAUCUAAAUGAUAUCUAUUAUUUUCUCAUAUAUAUGAUAGCACUAAGCCUUUUGAUAAGUGGCUAUACUAGAGACAGUAUAUAUAAUGGCCUGUCGUUGUGUGAGCACGCCAUCGAGGGACUCCAGUAUUCACAUGGUCCUCCAUAGCAGUCUUCUAGACACAGUCAGCGGCUAAAUCCAAAUGCUCUGAAGUAAUUUCCUUUCCUAUGUGUCCUAUUUCCUCAUCCUGAUCCAAACUAACUGGAUAGGUAGAAACAUAAUAGUGCCUACUAAGCUAUAGCCCUCAGCCAUAUUGCCUAUAGCCCUCAGCCAUAUUGCCUAUAGCACUCCAGCCCUUUCAGUGAUCAGUGAGUGUGAGGAAACAGGGACAAACAAAGUCAAUCUUAAAUGAAUCAUUCUUUAUUAUCAGCUCGCUGGAGAGGUUCCAACCAACUCAAUGCACCAAGUACACAUGUCGAUCAGGAGCUCUACCCGGGGCAGUCCCGUUAGUUCAAUUAUAUAUAGACAAGUUAUAUUUGCAUGAUUUAGCUUAUUCAUCAUUUAUAAUUAAUUCAUCAUUAACGUUUGCUUCAUUCAUGUGACCGACCAAUCCUGGUUCAUGCAUGUGACAGGCCAAUACCUCACAAGGCUUCUUCUCUCUAAACUGAGACCUUGAAACUGAGAUAUCUUUCGUUCUCAAAACAAGGGUCUGCCAAAUUGCAGAUACUGAUAGUGAGGAUUCGUUCAAUAAGUCUCUUGCAUGAACACAGAAAUUGUUUAUUAGAAAAGCACAAUCAUAGAACACAGAAAUUGGUUAAUAGAAAAGCACAAACUUACAAUUUUCCAUCAGAUAUCCCUUCCUUUGUUUUUCUCAUUGUUUCUGGUAUUUUCAGAAGUUCCCAUGGAUGAGUGCACCUAUUCAAGUGGUCUUGGUGGGAUUCUGGUAAGUGGCCAGCAAGGGACUGUUGAUAAACCACCAUUUGGACUGUUGAUAAACCACCAUUUGGACUGUUGAUAAACCACCAUUUGCAACCCUAUUACAGUAUAUCAGUCAGGACAUAAACGCUGUGAAGAACCCGUGACAUAUACUGUAAACGCUGUGAAGAACCUGUGACAUAUACUGUAAACGCUGUGAAGAACCUGUGACAUAUACUGUAAACGCUGUGAAGAACCUGUGACAUAUACUGUAAACGCUGUGAAGAACCUGUGACAUAUACUGUAAACGCUGUGAAGAACCCGUGACAUAUACUGUAAACGCUGUGAAGAACCUGUGACAUACUGUAAACGCUGUGAAGAACCCGUGACAUAUAUUGUAAACGCUGUGAAGAACCUGUGACAUAUACUGUAAACGCUGUGAAGAACCCGUGACAUAUACUGUAAACGCUGUGAAGAACCCGUGACAUAUACUGUAAACACUGUGAAGAACCUGUGACAUAUACUGUAAACGCUGUGAAGAACCUGUGACAUAUACUGUAAACGCUGUGAAGAACCCGUGACAUAUACUGUAAACGCUGUGAAGAACCUGUGACAUAUACUGUAAACGCUGUGAAGAACCUGUGACAUACUGUAAACGCUGUGAAGUACCCGUGACAUAUACUGUAAACGCUGUGAAGAACCCGUGACAUAUACUGUAAACGCUGUGAAGAACCUGUGACAUAUACUGUAAACGCUGUGAAGAACCUGUGACAUAUACUGUAAACGCUGUGAAGAACCUGUGACAUAUACUGUAAACGCUGUGAAGAACCCGUGACAUACAGUGGGGAAAAAAAGUAUUUAGUCAGCCACCAAUUGUGCAAGUUCUCCCACUUAAAAAGAUGAGACAGGCCUGUAAUUUUCAUCAUAGGUACACGUCAACUAUGACAGACAAAAUUAGAAAAAAAAUCCAGAAAAUCACAUUGUAUGAUUUUUUAUGAAUUUAUUUGCAAAUUAUGGUGGAAAAUAAGUAUUUGGUCAAUAACAAAAGUUUCUCAAUACUUUGUUAUAUAUCCUUUGUUGGCAAUGACACAGGUCAAACGUUUUCUGUAAGUCUUCACAAGGUUUUCACACACUGUUGCUGGUAUUUUGGCCCAUUCCUCCAUGCAGAUCUCCUCUAGAGCAGUGAUGUUUUGGGGCUGUCGCUGGGCAACACUGACUUUCAACUCCCUCCAAAUAUUUUCUAUGGGGUUGAGAUCUGGAGACUGGCUAGGCCACUCCAGGACCUUGAAAUGCUUCUUACGAAGCCACUCCUUCGUUGCCCGGGCGGUGUGUUUGGGAUCAUUGUCAUGCUGAAAGACCCAGCCACGUUUCAUCUUCAAUGCCCUUGCUGAUGGAAGUAGGUUUUCACUCAAAAUCUCACGAUACAUGGCCCCAUUCAUUCUUUCCUUUACACGGAUCAGUCGUCCUGGUCCCUUUGCAGAAAAACAGCCCCAAAGCAUGAUGUUUCCACCCCCAUGCUUUACAGUAGGUAUGGUGUUCUUUGGAUGCAACUCAGCAUUCUUUGUCCUCCAAACACGACGAGUUGAGUUUUUACCAAAAAUUCUAUUUUGGUUUCAUCUGACCAUAUGACAUUCUCCCAAUCCUCUUCUGGAUCAUCCAAAUGCACUCUAGCAAACUUCAGACGGGCCUGGACAUUUACUGGCUUAAGCAGGGGGACAGGUCUGGCACUGCAGGAUUUGAGUCCAUGGCGGCGUAGUGUGUUACUGAUGGUAGGCUUUGUUACUUUGGUCCCAGCUCUCUGCAGGUCAUUCACUAGGUCCCCCCGUGUGGUUCUGGGAUUUUUGCUCACCGUUCUUGUGAUCAUUUUGACCCCACGGGGUGAGAUCUUGCGUGGAGCCCCAGAUCGAGGGAGAUUAUCAGUGGUCUUGUAUGUCUUCCACUUCCUAAUAAUUGCUCCCACAGUUGAUUUCUUCAAACCAAGCUGCUUACCUAUUGCAGAUUCAGUCUUCCCAGCCUGGUGCAGGUCUACAAUUUUGUUUCUGGUGUCCUUUGACAGCUCUUUGGUCUUGGCCAUAGUGGAGUUUGGAGUGUGACUGUUUGAGGUUGUGGACAGGUGUCUUUUAUACUGAUAACAAGUUCAAACAGGUGCCAUUAAUACAGGUAACGAGUGGAGGACAGAGGAGCCUCUUAAAGAAGAAGUUACAGGUCUGUGAGAGCCAGAAAUCUUGCUUGUUUGUAGGUGACCAAAUACUUAUUUUCCACCAUAAUUUGCAAAUAAAUUCAUUAAAAAUCCUACAAUGUGAUUUUCUGGAUUUUUUUCUUCUCUAUUUGUCUGUCAUAGUUGACGUGUACCUAUGAUGAAAAUUACAGGCCUCUCUCAUCUUUUUAAGUGGGAGAUCUUGCACAAUUGGUGGCUGACUAAAUACUUUUUUCCCCCACUGUAUACUGUAAACGCUGUGAAGAACCUGUGACAUAUACUGUAAACGCUGUGAAGAACCCGUGACAUAUACUGUAAACGCUGUGAAGAACCUGUGACAUAUACUGUAAACGCUGUGAAGAACCUGUGACAUAUACUGUAAACACUGUGAAGAACCCGUGACAUAUACUGUAAACGCUGUGCAGAACCUGUGACAUAUACUGUAAACGCUGUGAAGAACCCGUGACAUAUACUGUAAACCUGUGAAGAACCGUGACAUAUACUGUAAAACGCUGUGAAGAACCUGUGACAUAUACUGUAAACGCUGUGAAGAACCUGUGACAUAUACUGUAAACGCUGUGAAGAACCUGUGACAUAUACUGUAAACGCUGUGAAGAACCUGUGACAUAUACUGUAAACGCUGUGAAGAACCUGUGACAUCUGUAAAUAAACAUAAUUAACUAGACAUUUAGAAUUCUGCUACCUGUGGCUUGUUUUAAAGCCUUGUUGAUUACUGGCUGUGCAGCCCAAAAGAGUAAGUGGAUCAUAUUUAGGUUUGGUUGAUAGGAAUGUGGACUUGUUGGAUCCUUUUUCUUUUUUUUAGCCUUUGUAUCCCACUACUUCUUAUUCCCAAUAGUUUUAUUUCUUUUUCUUAAUUCCCAUUAUGUUAUUCUCUCUCCCAUUUCUGUCUUCUCUUUUCCUUCCCAUUUCUUAGCUAGGCCCUAAGGGAAACCGGUGGGGCAAAGAGAUAGGAAAGCAAGGUUCUUGUUUAAUUCUCAUCUGCUAUUCCUCCCCGAUCUAUGUCUGUCGCUCCCUUAUUUACCCUCUUCUCUCUCUAUCUCUAUUCUCCGCCCUCUUCUCCCUAUUCUCUCUCUUCUCCUCCUCUCUCUCUCUCCCUCUUUCUCCCAUCUCUCUCCUCGUCCCUCUCUCUCUCUCCCCUUCUCCAUCUCUCUCCCACCUCGCUCCCACUCUAUCUCUCUCUCUCCCUCUCUCCUCCAGCUCUAUGUCAGUAAGCCGAUUGGAGCCAGAGCUUCAGGAGAAGAUCCGUGUGAGCCACCCCGG